AUGGACCCUCCCAAGAUCCGACAGACCCUUUCCGACGACGUUCUCAUUGGCAAGCCUUGGUCCCGAGCUCGCUUGUGGAACAGGGAGCCUCUUGAUGACUUCUACGCGGAGGCGCUGGAGAAGUAUGGCACUGACGACGCGAUUAGCGAGGAGCAGGAGAAGAAGCUGAGGAGGAAGAUUGACUACACCAUCCUUCCUGUUCUAGCUGUCUGCUAUGCCUUCUACUACAUCGACAAAACAACGCUGUCGUACGCAGCCAUCUUCGGCAUCAAGGACGACCUUCACCUUGAGGGAACGGAGUACAGCUGGCUCUCUUCCAUCUUCUACUUUGGUUGGCUUAUCUGGGCCCUGCCCACGAAUAUGCUCAUGCUCAAGUCGCCACCCGCAAAGUACCUAGCUAUCAAUAUCUUCCUCUGGGGCGCCUUGCUCAUGGCGCAAGCCGGGGUGACGAACUUCGCUGGCCUAGCAGCCCUGCGCAUACUAUCUGGGGCAGCGGAGGCUAUCGCGGAUCCAGCGUUCAUGCUGAUCACGGUAUCGAGUUACACGCGCGCAGAGCAGCCUUCUCGUAUAUCGACGUGGUACGCAGCGAAUGGUCUUGGAGUCGCUGGGGGUGGGAUGCUGGGGUAUGGUAUCGGUCAUAUCAAGGGCCGGCUCGCUAGCUGGAGAUACGAAUUCCUCAUUGUCGGCGCGCUCUGCUGCGCCUGGGGCAUCGUCAUCUACUUCGUCCUGCCUGACUCGCCCGUCACCUCGCAGUGGCUAACCAGGGAGGAGCGCCUAAUGGCGGUCGCACGCUUGCGCAAGAACCAGACAGGCAUCGAUAACAAGCAAUUCAAGUGGUACCAGGCGAAGGAGGCCUUCCUCAAGGAUCCGAAGACAUACCUCUUCUUCUUCCUCGGCGUCGUGGGGAACAUUCCAAAUGGCGGCAUUAGCAACUUCAGCACUCUGAUCCUGAACGGCCUUGGGUUCGAUGUCCUCGAGACGUCGCUGCUAGGUAUCCCCCAAGGCGCGCUUGUUUGCAUCUAUAUCGGUCUUGGUGCCUACCUCAACGACCGGCUACCCAAGAACAGCCGCACGCUCGUCUGCAUGCUCUUCAUGCUCCCCACCAUCGGCGGAACGCUUGGCUUCCUUCUCGCCCCCCAGAACGCGAACGUUGGCCGCCUCAUCUGCUACUACCUCACGGGCUCGUAUCAGGCGUCCUUCGUGCUCGGCGUCAGCCUGAUCACGAGCAAUGUCGCCGGGCAGACGAAAAAACAAAUCGCGAGCGCGAUGAUCUGGUUGGGGGCGUGUGUGGGGAAUAUCGGAGGCCCUUUCUUCUACCGUUCGCAGGACGCGCCAGAGUACCGCCUCGGCAUCGGCUCCAUGCUCGUCUGCAACUGCCUCGAAGUCCUCAUCUUCAUCGUCUUCCGCCUCUAUUUCAUAGCCGAGAACCGGCGGCGUGACAGGCUGCAAGCCAAGACGACCGCCGAGGAGGUCGCCGAGAACACGGAGUCGAAGGUAGCGAAGACGAUCGCGGAGUCCAAGGCUGUCGUGGAGAUGACGGAGGAGGUCGACGGGGCGCGUGGGGCGAAUGUGGACAUCAAUGCCACGGCCUUCGCGGAUUUGACGGAUUUCGAGAACUUGAAGUGA
Molecule: messenger RNA, 1626 nt
Organism: Schizophyllum commune H4-8
Lineage: Eukaryota; Fungi; Basidiomycota; Agaricomycetes; Agaricales; Schizophyllaceae
Product: MFS general substrate transporter
Exons: 10
Coding region: 1-1626 (541 amino acids)
Biological process (GO): transmembrane transport
Cellular component (GO): membrane
Molecular function (GO): transmembrane transporter activity
Source: RefSeq, a predicted model, not a curated record